GGGGUUCCCAGUCCCUCCCAGUAACUCCCAGUGCUCCCAGUACGCGCGGCUGGUGGAGAUCGUGGGCCAGCACGACCUGGGCGUGGGGAUCACGCUGGGAGCCCACCAGUCCAUCGGCUUCAAGGGGCUGCUGCUCUACGGGAGCCCUGCCCAGAAGGAGAAGUACCUGCCCCGCCUGGCCACAGGGGAGUGGGUGGCAGCUUUCUGCCUGACAGAGCCUGGCAGCGGCUCGGACGCCGCCUCCAUCCGCACGCGGGCCACGCCCAGCCCCUGCGGAACCUUCUGGACCCUCGAGGGGGAGAAGAUCUGGAUCAGUAACGGGGGCCUGGCCGAGCUGUUCACGGUGUUUGCCAAGACGCCGGUGAAGGACGAGCGCAGCGGAGAGACCAAGGAGAAAAUCAGCGCCUUCCUCGUCGAGAGGGGCUUCGGGGGAGUCACCCACGGUCCUCCCGAGAAGAAGCUGGGAAUCCGUGCCUCCAACACCACCUCGGUGCACUUUGACGGCGUGCGGGUGCCGGCUCAGAACCUGCUGGGGGCUCCGGGCGGCGGCUUCAAGGUGGCCAUGAACAUCCUCAACAACGGCAGGUUCGGCAUGGCUGCGGCCAUGGCCGGCACCAUCCGGGGCCUCACGCAGGCUGCGGUUUCCCACGCCUCCAACCGGGUCCAGUUUGGGGCCAAAAUCCACGAAUUUGGGGCCAUCCAGGAGAAGCUGGCCAGGAUGGCCCUGCUGCACUACGUCACCGAGUCCAUGGCCUUCAUGAUCAGCGCCAACAUGGACAGGGGCGACCCCGACUUCCAGAUCGAGGCGGCCAUCAGCAAAAUCUUCGGAUCCGAGGCCGCCUGGGCCGUGGCUGACGAGUGCAUCCAGGUCAUGGGGGGGAUGGGCUUCAUGCAGGAGCCGGGCGUGGAGCGGGUGCUGCGGGAUUUGAGGAUUUUCCGCAUUUUCGAGGGAACCAACGACAUCCUGAGGCUCUUCGUGGCCCUGCAGGGCUUCCAGACGCUGGGGGUGCAGCUCCGGGGGGUGCAGGCGGCGCUCAGGGACCCCCUGGGCAACGUCGGCCUCCUCACGGGGGAGGUGACGCGGCGGCUGCGCAGGAAGGCCGGGCUGGGCUCGGGGCUCUCCCUGCAGCACCUGGUGCACCCGAGCUCAAGGACGGAGCCCAGCAGGUGAGUCCUGACCCAAAAUCCCCCAA
This is a messenger RNA of Haemorhous mexicanus (house finch), 1193 nucleotides long. It is a transcript of the gene ACADVL, whose product is annotated as acyl-CoA dehydrogenase very long chain. The record is from RefSeq and is a predicted model, not a curated record. Lineage: Eukaryota; Metazoa; Chordata; Aves; Passeriformes; Fringillidae. Gene Ontology annotation, molecular function: fatty-acyl-CoA binding; very-long-chain fatty acyl-CoA dehydrogenase activity; flavin adenine dinucleotide binding.